AUGGCUCCCGCACCACCCGCCGGCCCGUUGGGGUCCCCAUCGGCGCCCGUGUCGGCCGAUUCGUCGCUGUGGGAUCGCAUCUCGACUUGGGUCUCGGAGCACAAGGCCGUGGUCUACACCAUUGCCGGUGUCGCGGUUGUCAUUACCACUGCCGGCGCCGUCUACUACAUCCGCAGUGCCCCUGACGAGCAGGAGACAACACCACGUCCUAGCAAGAAGGAGCGCCGGAAACGGAAGCAGGCCGAGAAGGAGGCCGAAGCCGAGAAGUCUGCGAAGGCUGCUGAGGCUGCUCCGUCCGCCAAGGCUGCCUCCAUCGAGGCUGCCAACGAGCUGCCCGAGAUCGACGAGAACACGGUCCAAACGCUCACGGAGUCCCAGCGCAAGGAGUAUGCCCAGAAGUUGAAGGAGGCUGGCAACAAGGCCUAUGUGGCCAAGGAGUUCCACAGGGCGAUCGAGCUCUACACGAAGGCCAUCCUCUGCAGACCGGAUCCCGUCUACUACUCCAACCGCGCUGCGUGCUGGAAUGCGCUCAGCGAGUGGGAAAAGGUUGUCGAGGAUACCACUGCCGCUAUCAACCUCGAUCCGGAAUACGUUAAAGCGCUCAACCGGCGUGCUAAUGCCUACGAUCACCUCGGCCAGUACAGCGAGGCGCUUCUUGACUUCACCGCGAGCUGCAUUAUCGAUGGCUUCCGCAACGAGCAGGCAGCCCAGGCUGUCGAGCGCCUGCUCAAGAAGUUCGCCGAGACCAAGGCGAAGGAGAUCCUCAAGACCAAGCCCGCCAAGCUGCCGAGCUCAACCUUCGUGGGCAACUACCUCCAAAGUUUCCGGGCCAAGCCGCGCCCGGAGGGUCUGGAGGACGACGCCGAGAUUGAGGAGGAGUCUGGAAAGGGUCAGCUUCGGAGAGGUCUGAAGGCUCUAGAGAGCAAGACGGGCCCGGGCUAUGAGGAGGCUGCUGAGGCUUUCGAAAAGGCGUUGGAGCUGGGCGACCUUGGCGAGUACGAGGCUCUUGCCUACAACAUGCGCGGUACCUUCCGCAAUCUCAUGGGCAAGCAUGAGGAGGCCCUUGCUGAUCUCACCAAGAGCAUCGAGCUGGAUCCCAGCCUGACCCAGAGCUACAUCAAGCGGGCCAGCAUGAACCUGGAACAGGGCUCCCCUGAGAAGGCAGAGGAGGACUUCGCUGCGGCUCUGGCCAAGAACCCCCAGGAUCCCGACAUCUACUACCACCGGGCGCAACUUCACUUCAUUAAAGGCGAAUUCGCUGAGGCCCAGAAGGAUUAUCAGAAGUCGAUCGACCUGGACAGUGACUUCAUCUUUUCCCAUAUCCAGCUUGGUGUGACCCAGUACAAGAUGGGUUCGAUCGCUUCGUCCAUGGCCACUUUCCGCCGGUGCAUCAAGAACUUCGAGAGGACACCGGAUGUGUACAACUACUACGGCGAGCUGCUCCUCGACCAGGGCAAGUUUACUGAGGCCAUCGAGAAGUUCGAGAAAGCCAUUGAGCUCGAGAAGGAGACCAAGCCGACUUGCAUGAACGUGCUGCCGCUUAUUAACAAGUCACUUGCCGUCUUCCAGUGGAAGCAGGAUUUCGCAGAGGCUGAGAAGCUCUGCGAAAAGGCGCUGAUCAUUGACCCCGAGUGCGACAUCGCCGUCGCGACCAUGGCGCAGUUGCUCCUGCAGCAAGGCAAGGUGACGGAGGCGCUCAAGUACUUCGAGCGCGCCGCCGAGCUGGCCCGUACGGAGGGCGAGCUGGUUAAUGCCCUGUCGUACGCCGAGGCCACGCGCACCCAGAUCCAAGUCCAAGAGAAGUAUCCCAAGCUGGCCAGCAAGCUGGCUGCGAUGGGCCAGGUGAUGCGGUAA
Molecule: messenger RNA, 1854 nt
Organism: Thermochaetoides thermophila DSM 1495
Lineage: Eukaryota; Fungi; Ascomycota; Sordariomycetes; Sordariales; Chaetomiaceae
Product: mitochondrial import receptor subunit-like protein
Exons: 4
Coding region: 1-1854 (617 amino acids)
Biological process (GO): intracellular protein transport
Cellular component (GO): mitochondrial outer membrane
Molecular function (GO): protein binding; protein-transporting ATPase activity
Source: RefSeq, a predicted model, not a curated record